Drosophila mojavensis is the source of this 1803-nucleotide messenger RNA. RefSeq names its product 26S proteasome non-ATPase regulatory subunit 5. Gene Ontology annotation, biological process: proteasome assembly. The transcript has 2 exons. The record is from RefSeq and is a predicted model, not a curated record. The coding region runs from base 116 to 1615 and encodes 499 amino acids. Lineage: Eukaryota; Metazoa; Arthropoda; Insecta; Diptera; Drosophilidae. Gene Ontology annotation, cellular component: cytosol.
UCGACAAUCCUAGUUCUUAUCGAUAGGUAGGCUGUUGCUUUAUUUGUUGUAUUUUGCUUUUGACACUCGAAUCUAUAUUUUGAGCAAACCGAAAUAUUCAGUCGAAGACACAAAUAUGGAUGAGGAAUGGUGGCAAACAAAUUUACGCGAGCUAAAUGCAAAGGGCAAGCGCAUGGAGACGCUCACCAGCAUGUAUACAAAAAUCAACAAACAAUCGGCGCUGCCGCGAAAAAUAAUUGAGUUGCUCUUACGUGCGCCGGCGCUUUACGAAUGCGCCGUUGUUGAGGGAACGGAGAAGGAGCCGCUAGUCAACCUGUGUACCGACUUCAUGAGUACCUGUCUGGACCAACUGCAGUUCGACAUCACCGACGCCUCUUUGCCGCAGCUGCUCAACCCGGCUCUGCAUCAUUCGAAUCCCGCACUGCGUGCCCUUGUACUGAACAAUCUGCUGAAGGAGUUGCGCCGUCAACAGGCCAGCACCAAUAAAAUUCAGCCACUGCCCAGCAACGAGCUGCUCGUCUAUGUGCUUGACGAACUGCAGCAGCCUGAGACACAAUGCAGCUCGGCGGCCAUCAACAUUCUGACCAUUGUGCUCAGCCAAGGGCUGAAUGAUGAGCGCGUGCAGUCGAAGCUGCUGCAGCUGCUCAAGCAGAACGAGGUUGUGCGCUGUCGCGCCUACGAGCUGGGCGUCAUGCUAGCCAAGCGCAGUGCCGACUCCCUGUCCUCCGUGGAGUUCAUCUUGGACGCGGCGCUCAGUGAGCUGGACAACGACGACGUGCUGCUGCAGGCGAGCGUCAUGGAGAUACUUGUGCCACUGGCCGAGCAGAAUCACGGCCUGAGCUACAUGGAGAAACGCCGCGUCUUCGACAUUAUCAGCAGUCGGGUGCAGCGCAUCGAGGAGAAUCCACUGGACUCGCUGCUGAUACCAAGCAUUAUGAAGUUCUUUGGCAAAAUUGCCGCUGUCCAGCCGCAAAAGAUCAUCACCGGCUAUCCGCAUAUGCUGGCCUGCCUAUUCGACCUGCUAGCCUCGGGCGACGAGUCAGUGCUGCCCACGGCCAUGGACACGCUGGCCAAUCUAGCCAGCACCGUGCAGGGCAAGAUGCUAAUGCAUGUCCAGUUCCAGCCGGCCAUGGAGCAACUGCUGCGCAAGUAUUCUGGCUACACGAAGAGCCUGUCGCCGCCGCUGAAAAUCCGCAUGCUCAACUCGCUCGAUGUCAUCUAUGCGAUCAAUGCGCCAGUCAGCCAGGAGCUCAGUGUCAUUUUGAAGAACUGGUAUGAGUGCUUUGCGGGCGGACAGCAGGUGAAUCACAUUAUGGAUCUGCUGCACACACCGUUUCCCGACUUGCAGCUGGCCGCGCUGGGCCUGCUGAAGACCCUCUGCCAGUACCAAUGGGGCUGCAAGGCGGUGCAGUGCACGGGCGGUGCCAUAGAGUUCCUGCUCUCGCGUCAGCAUGAUCUGCACAAGGACGUCAAGUAUCUCAAGUGGCAAAUCAUGGAGCUGCUGUCCGUCAGCAACGAGUUCUCGGCGACCGAAAUCGUUCGCUUCACCGCCUACGUGAACGAGGGGCCAUAUCAUGUGCAGGCCGAUGUCAACAUAGCCACCGAACCUCAAUAGAAGUAGCAAUCAUAGUCGUAGCUACACUGUAGAGCAACUUCUUCUACAUAGUAUAUAAGGUUUUAGUCGACAUCCUAGAGGGAGAGAGAAACGAAUGUUAAUUCUUUGCAGUUGCGAACUGCGCCCAAAAUUCCAAAUAUAUCUGUAUUUACAAUACAAUUGUAAUAAUAUAAUUUAUAGUAAUUUAA